AUGGAUGACUCGAGAUCAGAUGAUACUCUUCCGUCGAUCGACAUAAUCUUUGCAUCUAUUAAGAAGAGCUCAUCUGUUCUGUCACCUAUGAGAUCUCCUAAUGAUGCUAACUAG
Molecule: messenger RNA, 114 nt
Organism: Clonostachys solani
Lineage: Eukaryota; Fungi; Ascomycota; Sordariomycetes; Hypocreales; Bionectriaceae
Source: the annotation of a GenBank genome assembly